Leptonychotes weddellii (Weddell seal) is the source of this 1263-nucleotide messenger RNA. RefSeq names its product leptin (gene LEP). Gene Ontology annotation, biological process: positive regulation of p38MAPK cascade; energy reserve metabolic process; tyrosine phosphorylation of STAT protein. Gene Ontology annotation, cellular component: extracellular region. Gene Ontology annotation, molecular function: peptide hormone receptor binding; hormone activity. The record is from RefSeq and is a predicted model, not a curated record. Lineage: Eukaryota; Metazoa; Chordata; Mammalia; Carnivora; Phocidae.
AGGAAUCGCGGAGCAAGCAGCUGCGAGGCCCGAGAAGCACAUCCUGGGAAGGAAGAUGCGUUGCGGAUCCCUGUGCCGAUUCCUGUGGCUUUGGUCCUGUCUGUCCUAUAUUGAAGCCGUGCCCAUCCAAAAAGUUCAGGAUGACACCAAAACCCUCAUCAGGACGAUUAUCGCCAGGAUCAAUGACAUUUCACAACCGGGUGUCUGCUCCAGACCAAGGGUUGCUGGUCUAGACUUCAUUCCUGGGCCCCAGUCGGUCCGGACUCUGUCCGGGAUGAACCAGAUGUUGGCCAUCUACCAACAGAUCCUCACCAGUCUGCAUUCCAGAAGUGUGGUCCAAAUAGCUAAUGACCUGGCGAACCUCCGGGACCUUCUCCACCUGCUGGCCUCCGCCAAGAGCUGCCCCUUGCCCCGGGCCAGGGGCCUGGAGAACAUCAAGAGCCUGCGCGAUGUCCUAAAAGCCUCAGUGCACUCCGCAGAGGUGGUGGCCCUGAGCAGGCUGCGGGCAGCCCUCCAGGGCAUGCUUCGACAGCUGGACCGCAACCCUGGGUGCUGAGGCCUCAAAGGGCUCUCUUCCCAAAGUCGAGGAGAGAGCCCUGGGCUUCUGGGUGUCUCCAGGAGAGAGCCCGUGUGGGUGUCCUUUAUCUGGACCCCGGUCCAUUUCUCUCUCACACCUCGGCACCACUCUUCCAAAGGCAUAAGCCGCCAAGGCACGAAACCAAAGAUAGAAUGCAUGAUUCCAUACUCACCGGGAAGGGGGACCCACCCGGCAAACAGUGAACUGGAUCUGGGGUUCUCACAAGAGUCUUCCUUCCUGUGCCACCUCCCCCCUCACUGCAUGCUUCAGCGUGACCUGGGGUGAUUGCAGGAGGCACCCACCGAGCCUUUGGACCAUCAAGCAAGGUUCUGUUUGAGAAUUCUGGGAGCACCGUGAGGGCUACAUCCACAUAUAGCUGCAAACUCCAAGCAACACGUUAUUUAUUAUGCCUUUUAUUCUGGAUGGACUGGAAGGAAAACGUCAGCUUUUCCAGGCUCUUUGGGGCUGGUCAGAGCCAGGGAUGCUGGUUCCAAUCCCUUCGAUGGGCCUGGCUGAGGCAAACCCAUUUCUAGUGACUUGAGGGCUCUCUAGUUAGUUCUUUGGUAACUGGCUUUGUUUCUACUGUGACAGAUGUGAAAUUACAGUGUUUGCAAUGGCACUGCCCUGAGCGGAUCUCCAAGGACCAGGUUAUUUCAAAAAGAAUUAAUAAAUUUUGUCAUCUGUGA